AAUUAAUUAAAUAAAUAAAAAGAGAGAGGGAGAGAGAGAGAGAGAGAGAGAAGCAGAAGAAAACAAAAACAUAGCAAAUAAGCAAACCCCUCUCCCCAUCAAACCUUGUUUUUCACUCUUUCAUCCCUUCUUCUUCUCCACCCAAAUCACACCCAUCUUCUCUUUCUCUCGACGGACCCAUCAAUGGAAAGUAGCUCAAGACCCCAAGAAAGAGAGAACCCAUCUCCCAUCAACUCGCCGACCAGCAAUGUCACCAACAGUGUGGGCAGCAGCAACAGCAAUGGCCUCCAAAAUCCACCCAAGCCAAUCCCCAGAUCUGCCGACUCCAACCCCUACCCGACAACCUUUGUCCAAGCGGACACCUCCACCUUCAAGCACGUCGUCCAAAUGCUCACGGGCUCAUCGGAGACGGCCAAGCAAUCGUCAAAACCCAACCAGGAUCCGUCGCUGGGGCCAAUAUCGUCCAAGAACCAUAGCAUACCGCCGAUGAGGACUGCACCCAAGAAGCAACAAGGGUUCAAGCUCUACGAGCGGAGGAACAACCUCAAGAACAGCCUCAUGAUCAACACGUUGAUUCCCAACUUCGCUCAGAACAAUCCCGGGUUCUCGCCGCGCAAGGUUCCGGAGAUCCUCUCGCCGAGCCUGCUCGACUUUCCUUCGCUCGCUCUCAGCCCUGUCACCCCAUUGAACGGAGAAGACCCAUUUGACAAGUCCUCCUCGCCGUCGCUUGGGAGCUCUUCCGAGGAAGAGAAAGCCAUCGCCGAGAAAAAGUUUUUCUUUCAUCCGUCCCCGCGAACCACCACUCCCAGAGACUCCGAGCCGCAGCUUUUGCCUUUGUUUCCUGUGACAUCGCCAAGAGUUUCAGGGUCCUCUUAAUUCCUGCAGAAGAGAGAUCUUGUAUGAACAAAUAACUUCUUGCUUUUCAAUUGUAAAAUUUAAUCUCUUUCUUCCAUAGAUUGCUUAAAGGUCUUUGUUUUUACUCUUUCCAAAUUUUUAUGCCUAUAUUAUCAUUAUUCAGAA
Molecule: messenger RNA, 1020 nt
Organism: Alnus glutinosa
Lineage: Eukaryota; Viridiplantae; Streptophyta; Magnoliopsida; Fagales; Betulaceae
Product: VQ motif-containing protein 4-like
Exons: 1
Coding region: 184-876 (230 amino acids)
Source: RefSeq, a predicted model, not a curated record